AUGGUGGAGCAGACGACAUUGGUAGGUACAUCGUCCAGUCGGUGUGCUACUGGACGGUCGGAGCUGGUCGAACGGGACCUCUUGGCGAUUCAUCUGCGCGACAUGAAAGUAUCUGAUAAUGUUCUCGACUUUUGA
This is a messenger RNA of Peronospora matthiolae, 135 nucleotides long. Lineage: Eukaryota; Oomycota; Peronosporomycetes; Peronosporales; Peronosporaceae. The record is from the annotation of a GenBank genome assembly.